Messenger RNA from Camelina sativa (false flax), 633 nucleotides. NCBI's taxonomy places the organism in Eukaryota, Viridiplantae, Streptophyta, Magnoliopsida, Brassicales, Brassicaceae. The record is from RefSeq and is a predicted model, not a curated record.
AUGAGAAAACCAGUUUGCUUGAACGGAUCUCUUCACUCGCUACGAAACGACGGAAGCAUCGUCGCUUUCAACCCGGGAACAGAGCAAGCAAGACUAAUCCCGACCAGAUUCCCCAAGGAACUGAGUUCGAAAACCUUGUUCGCUGCUGACAACAAGAGCCUAACUUUGAUAUCGGCCACAGAGGAAGUGAUUUACGUUUAUUCCCUCGAGAAUUUUCUCACUGAUCCCAAGUGGGUUCUCGGGAGUCGGAUCCGGAACGGAGUGCUGGACGAAAAGAGGCUGAUUCAUUGGAACGUGGAAGCUUACGACGGCAUGUGUUUAGUGUUGAUGGAGGAGACUAAGAAUGACUACGACAACUCUAGCGCACGAAUGCUUCAUGGGUACGACUUGAGAACUAACAGCUGGGGGCUCAUGGGUUCGAUUAUAGUGUGGUGCAAUGCAAUUCUAGACUUUUUUCAGUUUGCACGGUCGUCAUCUUAUGUGAUAGGACUUCAGGGGAAAGAGGAGAUGAUACGGGCUUGUGAUCGAAGCAUCUCCUCUGUAAGAUUAAUUAUGAGACUGGUGAGUGAUGGAAUUUUAUCAGAAAAAAGGGGAAAACAAUUUUGGGAAACAUCGAUAGGUCGAAGAAGAUAG